AAACAGGGUGCUUGCUUGAUGGUACGUCAUUAACGCGCGCCGCCGUGUGUUCAAAAAGGUGGAUUCUUCUGUGCUGUCAACAUAAUGCCCGUUUAUGGGAGAUUUUAUUAUAAAUAAUUGGUAACUAUGCCCAAAAGUCUGAAAAAGUCGUGUACCACCCAGACGUCCAUUAGCCGGUACUUCGGGGGAUUGAGUAGCAGUAGUGUGCCAAAAACACAAGCUAAUUCUAAUCCUCCAAGAGGCAAGAAGCGUGCCUCCCAUCAUCAUUCUGACUCACCUUCCAAACAAGCCAGGCUCUCCCUUCAGGUUCAAGAGGAUGGAGACAUUGACACAGAUUCCACUCAGAGCUCUACAGACUCAAAGAGUCGAGGGCUGGGUGGUUUGUGCCGGUCCACUUUGGAGAGGCUGAAAGGCUUCACAUGCACGGCUGAUACUCAAGACAGCUGUGAUGUUGAAGUGAAGGAGGCAAGCGUUGGAAUCCAUGACGUUUGUCCUACAAUUGACAAAGGUCAACCUAGCGACAAGAGCGAAAUCAAAGAUGAGGACAGUUCAAAGCAGAUGUUGUGCUUCUCCCAGUUUGCCAAGCUAGUUGACAAAAGAGGGGCUGCUGGAAAAAGGGCCACAGAGCUCAUUCCCCCAUCAGACGGUGGCGCCGCCUCAAGACGCACCAAGAGUGUUUACACACCUCUAGAGCAACAGGUGAUCCAGCUGAAACAGCAGCACAAGAACGCCUUGUUGGCUGUGGAGUGUGGUUACAAGUACAGGUUCUUUGGGGACGAUGCUGAGAUUGCAGCAAAGGAGUUGAACAUCACCUGUCAUCUGGACCAUAACUUCAUGACCUGCAGCAUCCCUACACACCGUUUGUUUGUUCACGUCCGACGACUGGUGUCCCAUGGCCACAAGGUGGGUGUUGUCAAGCAGACUGAGACGUCCGCCAUCAAAGCGUCAGGGGCCAAUAAGAAUGCUCUGUUCACUCGGCAGCUCAGUGCGCUGUACACCAAGUCCACACUUGUGGGGGAGGAUGUAAACCCAGUCUGCAGACUGGAUGAUCAUGAGGAGGGUGGCGGUCAUGAUGCUGUGUUGGAACCUCCUGACAGCUUCCUGUUGUGUGUCAGUGAAAACUGGAACACGUUGAAGAAGCAGCUCACUGUGGGACUAGUGGCAGUUCAGCCCAUCACGGGAGAUGUCCUGCUGGACUCUUUCAUCGAUGGUCAGUCUCGCUCGGAACUUGAGAGCCGUGUCUUGAAGAUCAACCCUGUGGAGAUCCUGGUGCCCUCGGACCUCUCGGAGCCAACUCACAGACUCUUGCAGAGCAUCACUAAUGCCAGUGCUAAGGCUGACGACAAAGUGCGAGUUGAGAAGAGGGACAGCGCCUGCUUUGAGUUUGCCUCUGCAAUGAACACAGUCACUGAAUUCUAUUGCCACAACCAGGUUGAAGGCUGUCACUCUCUAUCCAGUGUGGUGUCCCUGGAAAGCCCAGUAAUCUGCUGUUUGGGACCUCUCAUCCAGUACCUUCAAGAGUUUAGCUUGGAGAGAGUGCUUAGGAGUGAAAGCUCCUUCCAACGUCUGAGUUGUGAGUCGGAGGGGAUGAUACUCAAUGCAGCCACCCUUAAAAACUUAGAAAUCCUCAACAAUCAGACAGAUGGGGAUGUGAGGGGCAGUCUGCUGUGGGUGUUGGAUCACACUCUUUCUUCGUUUGGGAGGAGGUUGAUGAGGAAGUGGGUGACCCAGCCGCUCACAAACAUACGGUCUAUCCUGGAGAGGCAGGAUGCAGUGCAGGAGAUCCUUGAUUCUGACUCCCAAACGUUAAAUUCCACAAAAUCCCUGCUGACCCAUUUGCCUGAUCUGGAGAGAGGACUUUGCUGCAUAUACAACAAAAAGUCCUCAACACAGGAGUUUUACCUCAUCAUUAGCAGCCUUUGUCGCUUGGCUCGGCAACUGCAGGCACUGCUGCCGGCUAUCAGAGCAGAGAUAACCUCUGAGCUGAUUCAAGGACUCCUGGUGGACGUCCCGGACUUGUUGGAGCCAGCCCAUGACUUCCUGAACGUGCUUAAUGAAAAAGCGGCCAAGUGUGGGAAUAAAACUGAGCUGUUCUCAGAUCUGUCCAGCUUCCCAGUGCUGCAGGAUAGAAAAGAUCAGAUCCAAAGUGUUUUAGAGGAGAUUCAAAACCAUCGCAAAUACGUCAGACUGGCACUCAAGGCCCCCACCAUGGACUACACCACUGUGUCGGGACUGGAGUUCCUGAUUGAGGUGAAGAACUCACAGUCAUCCAUCGUUCCUCAUGACUGGGUCAAAAUCAACAGCACCAAAACAGUCAGCAGGUAUCAUUCUCCAUUUCUAGUGGAGCGCCUCAAGAAGCUGCUGCAGCUCCGAGAACAGCUGCUGCUGGACUGCCAGAAGGAGUGGACCACAUUUAUGGAUGAGUUUGGGGAGCACUAUCACACCAUGAAAAGGGCUAUUAGUCACCUAGCAACCAUGGACUGUCUUUUCUCAUUGGCUGAGGUGGCCAAACAAGGGGACUAUUGCAGGCCAGAGGUGUGCGACAGUGAACGUCAGAUUGUCAUCAGGGAUGGCAGGCACCCAGCUAUAGGCCUACUAAUGGGACAGCACAGUCAGUUUGUGCCAAACUGUACACAACUGCAGGGUGAUAGAAAGAGAACAAUGAUCAUCACAGGUCCAAACAUGGGCGGGAAGAGCUCCUAUAUUCGCCAGGUGGCUCUCAUCUGUGUAAUGGCACAGAUGGGCUCCUACGUGCCAAGCUCUGAGGCCCGUCUGGGCAUUUUGGACGGCAUUUAUACCAGAAUGGGAGCGUCCGACAACAUCUACAAAGGGCGCAGCACCUUCAUGGAGGAGCUGAUGGAGGCGUCAGAGAUUAUUUCCCACGCAAGUGAGCGUUCCCUGGUCAUCUUGGACGAGCUUGGUCGGGGCACCAGCACCCACGACGGCAUCGCCAUAGCCUAUGCUACCCUUGAGUACUUCAUCCGAGAUGUGAAGUCUCUCACCCUGUUUGUGACCCAUUACCCUCCCCUGUGUGAGCUGGAGAGGAUGUAUCCACAAUGUGUGGCCAACUACCACAUGUCCUUCCUACUCAAUGAACCUAAUGAGGCCACUGACAAGGAUGGUAUGUACUAUGAAGAGAUUCGACCACAGUUCAUCACCUUCCUCUACCAGUUAAGCGAAGGAGCUGCAGCGAGGAGCUAUGGCCUUAAUGUCGCCCGCUUGGCUGACAUCCCAAUAUCAAUAAUACACACUGCGGCCCUUAAAGCCCGAGAGCUGGAGGACACAGUCAACAAGCGAAGGAAAAAUAAGAAGUUACUGACAGAGCUUUGGAGCAUCACAGAUAAACCCUCUCUGACCGAGUGGCUGAAGUCUACUUCCUGACACCCUCGCAACUAAAUACACAAUCAGGACAUAGAUGUGCACACAAAUCAGAUGCCAAAGUGUGCAUAUUUUUUUAAGCAUCUCAGGCUGUUUUAAUGUGGUGCUAUCCCCAAAUAAACAAUAGUGUAA
Molecule: messenger RNA, 3510 nt
Organism: Entelurus aequoreus (snake pipefish)
Lineage: Eukaryota; Metazoa; Chordata; Actinopteri; Syngnathiformes; Syngnathidae
Gene: msh3
Product: mutS homolog 3 (E. coli)
Exons: 24
Coding region: 127-3381 (1084 amino acids)
Biological process (GO): somatic recombination of immunoglobulin gene segments; mitotic recombination; mismatch repair
Cellular component (GO): nucleus
Molecular function (GO): ATP binding; ATP-dependent DNA damage sensor activity; mismatched DNA binding
Source: RefSeq, a predicted model, not a curated record